AUGCGAUCGCGGCGAACGCAAUUGGGCGCGGCGAGCGACGCGGUCGUCCCGUGGCGGCUCGUGCGCGCUCGGGCUCCGCGCGCGUACGUGUUCGCGCCCACGUCCGCGGGGGCGGAUGGGGCGGUGCGGGCGGAACACGGGACGUGUCGAUUGGCGUGCCCGGCGCUUCGCGACGAGACGACGCGCGUCGAACGGGAAGGCGGGUUGCGAGACGUCGCGCGAGCGGUGGACGCGAGCGAGACGUUGAUGGAGGGGUUGGUGCGCGCGCAUGAAGACGCGCCGAGGAUACGGAGGUGGUUGCUCGGUGACGCGGCGACGCGGCGGUUGAGGAACGACGCGGCGAGGGACGGGCCGGAGAGCGACGCGGGUCGGGCGGAUUUUAUCGUGAACCACACGGGACUGGUCGGCGUGACGCUGCGCGACGUGAGGCGAGCGAAGACGUGGAAGAUUGUGAAGUGCUUGCACGCGCACUUGGCGGACUUUCUCGUUCGGGGUAGAGGGAAGAACCCGGUCGGAGGCUUGGUGUACGAUUCGCUCGUCGAACGAGGCUUUCCAGUUAAUGGGACGGAGACGUGCGCGCGGCGAUGCGGCUUGUAG
This is a messenger RNA of Ostreococcus tauri, 597 nucleotides long. RefSeq names its product Protein of unknown function DUF501. The record is from RefSeq and is a predicted model, not a curated record. Lineage: Eukaryota; Viridiplantae; Chlorophyta; Mamiellophyceae; Mamiellales; Bathycoccaceae. Bases 1 to 597 code for a protein of 198 amino acids. The transcript has a single exon.